AUGGCUGAACUUAUAGCUUCAUUUUUAUCUAACUUUGGUUUAUUAUUUUCUGAUGCGGGUUGUUGUAGCAAGCAAAAGGUUAAACUUAAAAAUAUAAAUUUUUGUGGGUUUGAGGAAUUGCUAAAUAACAAAACAAAAAAAGUACUAAAUGAAAAAAAAAAAAUAAGUAACUUCAUAAAUAUUUGUAAUUCUAAAGAGGGUUAUAGCAUAUCUAAAUAUUACUUGGAUGGGUGCAUCAAAAAAAAGGAUGUAAUAUAUAAUAUAGAAGGUAGUAACUUAAAUAAAAGUAAUAAUUGUAGCAUUUAUAUGAAUAAUAGAGAGGAUGAUGAAUCAAACACAGUCAUAGAUUUAGAUAAUGAAAUACUCAUAGGUAAUUUUCAAUUUAAUAGUUCGAGGGAUGAUGGCAAAUCUUCAUUUGAUAAUAACCAAUAUUCUAUAAAUUAUGAUGAGAAUAAUUUAGAAAUACAGAGAAUGAAUAAAAAUACAGAUGAAAAAAUUAAAAGAUUAAAAAACAGCUCAAAUGAUUUAUAUGAAAAUGAAUCAAUUAAUAAUAGCUCUUCCAACAAAAAAAAUACUACUGAUAAAAAUUAUAAUUAUAUAAUUUCAAAACAAAAUGCAAAAAAAACAAAUAUGCUAUCAAAUGAUAAAUCUAAAAAUAGAAAGAAAAAUUUAUUUUCAUAUCCUACUACUACUACAAAAUUUAAUUUUCCUUUAUCUCAUCCAUCCGGUUCAUAUAAAGAUGCAGCUUCCGAUGCUUCAUCGGAAUUUUUUUCAGUAGUUAGUAAUCUUAAAUCUAACAUAUAG
Plasmodium relictum is the source of this 804-nucleotide messenger RNA. Its product is annotated as conserved Plasmodium protein, unknown function. The transcript has a single exon. Bases 1 to 804 code for a protein of 267 amino acids. The record is from RefSeq and is a predicted model, not a curated record. Lineage: Eukaryota; Apicomplexa; Aconoidasida; Haemosporida; Plasmodiidae.